Molecule: messenger RNA, 176 nt
Organism: Drosophila erecta
Lineage: Eukaryota; Metazoa; Arthropoda; Insecta; Diptera; Drosophilidae
Exons: 2
Coding region: 1-168 (55 amino acids)
Source: RefSeq, a predicted model, not a curated record
AUGCCUUUUGGGCUCUUUAAAACAGCCAGCAUAGCUGGUCGGCCUCCAAAGUUCAAGAGCUUUCCGGCAAUAACUUUAAAUAGCAGAGACUCAACUUGUUUUUGGUCGGAAUUUGGUGCGGCCAAAACCACGACGACAGGGUGGAAAACAAGAAACGGGCAUCAUUAAAAUACUGU